GUUUUGUUUUGGUUGCUCGUGUUCUUCUUGACGGUUGUACGACGAUGCGGCGGCGGCCAAAGUUGGCCGAUCUGUUAUAUUUAUGUCGGCGGGUUUGUCUGUCUCUCCCUCAUCCUCCAUCAUCACUAUUCUUCACCUAUCGAUAGUUCAUCACUUGAUUUCUUUGCUGCUUGCUUUCUUCAAGUCGGCCGACGGCCGCUCCGGCUCCUGCUCCCUCACUGCCAACCCAACCACAACAAUAAUCCGACAUCAUCAAUGAUCCCAAUAAUACCUCCCGAUUACCCACCCUCAUACAUCACAUUAAUCCCUGCCAACAACCCGAAUCCUUUGGUUCGGUUACUCACCAUCUUCCGAGCCCUCCGUACCCUGAUAUUGAGCGGAGGAUAAUAACCGCCUACUACGCCCGCCACGCACGGGCCAAAUGCAUCCAAUGUCGGUUGGUUCCGGAUACCGAACGUUUUCCUUUUCCGAAAGUGGCACGAAAUAUGCCUGGCGAAGCAAUUAUUGAGUUUGCUCUACCGCGGUUGCUUCUACCACCUAGCAUCGCACCGCAACCUCCCCCGCUACCGGUACUCCCGGUCUUCGCCGUACACUGUGUGUCCUGUGUCGUUCCGUUUCACAAUGCUAUUCGCAACGGAGGUUGGCUUCAGUGGAUUGCAAAGGGCUUUGGCCCUUCCUAUGAUACCUGGGAAUGGGCUUCGGCCCUGCCCACGGCAAAGGGUUUUGCGCUGCCGACAAUCCCCGGUCAGACUACGAAGGCCGGCGGAGCACCGAUGCCAAUCGCAACGAGGUCCAUCUGUCGGCUGUGCUUCACGCAUACCUGUCUCACAAUCCUCUUAAUUAGAUCCUUUGCUUCGCGCCCGAUUGGGUGGGCAUCGCUGCUUCCACUCCCACCUGACUGCCUCUCUGUCUGGUACAGAAAACAAACCUCACAAAGCAAAGAAGUUAUACUGGACGGUGAGGAUGGCUACUCUAUAUCCCUGGGGCUUCUCGCCACAGGCCAGGUCUGGAUGGAUGCGGGAAAUCAGGGGGGGCCGCCGAAUCAUGUAUCGAAUAUGUCGUACACUAGGCCGGUCUUUUACAUCGCGAGCGCCGCCUACUCCGCAGGGCUUACUGAAGGAGAGCUCUGCCACUAUCUUAGCAGUGCGUCAAUUCGCACCCUAGGACCACCACCCAUCCCGCCUCGCACGAGCUCACUUCCACCUGUUACUGGCCGGAUGUACAACAUGGGAAACUGGAGCUCCGUCUCCCUGAUUUCAUCGUUGUCUUCUGGACCCAGCAUGAUGAAUUUGGUUAGCAUCUCAUAAAUCCGGCAUGCACACCAACAAUCCUGCAAGAAGAAUUGAGUUUUGGCUUUUUAGUCGCUUGCAUGUGGAGUGAUUGUUUUUCUUAUUUUUCUUUAGCACAUCGAAUCUGAAUAGGAGGAUGGUCUUGUUCAUCUCCCAUUGUGCCUGAAGAUAUUUUU
Molecule: messenger RNA, 1465 nt
Organism: Tricharina praecox
Lineage: Eukaryota; Fungi; Ascomycota; Pezizomycetes; Pezizales; Pyronemataceae
Exons: 3
Coding region: 486-1307 (273 amino acids)
Source: RefSeq, a predicted model, not a curated record